AUGGCCUCAUUGCAGAAAAACCACAGCUUAAACUCUGAGUUUAUUAUCUUGGGCCUUGGGGACCUGGCCGACCUACAAAUCUUCUUUUUCGGACUCUUUCUAAUCACGCAUCUUGUCACCCUAACAGGGCACACAACUAUUGUGCUCAUCACCUUCAUUGACUCUCUCCAGACUCCCAUGUAUUUCUUUCUUCGCAAUCUGUCCACCAUUGAAAUUUGCUAUAUACUGGUCAUUGUCCCCAACAUGCUGGCCAAUUUCCUGUCCAGGAGCCAGCAGAUUCCCUUCCUGAGUUGUGCCCUGCAAAUGCACCUCUUCAUUGCCCUGGGUGGAGCAGAGUGUUUCCUCCUGGCUGUGAUGGCUUAUGACUGCUUCUCGGCCAUCCGCAACCCCCUACACUACACCCUAAUGGUGACCAGGGCCCUCUGUCUGCAGAUGCUGGCUCUGACAUGUGUCAGCAGUUUUGCACUCUCACUCACCCUUACGACACUGAUAUUCCUCCUGCCCUUUUGUCGGUCCCAUGAGAUCAAUCAUUUCUUCUGUGACAUCCCUCCUGUGCUAUUCCUGGUCUGCUCGGACAUGAGAGCCAAUGAGAUUGCAGUCUUCCUGGUCUGCAUGCUUAUCCUGUUGAUUCCUUUCUUGCUGAUCCUGCUCUCCUAUGGAUUCAUUAUCACUGUCAUCCUCAGAAUCCACUCAGCUGAGGGCAGGAGCAAAGCUUUCUCCACCUGUGCUGGGCACCUCCUGGUCUCUCUUAUGCACAAUGGCUGUGCCAUAUUCAUCUACAUUCACCCGAAGUCAUGCUGCACUCCGGAACAGGACAAAAUCGUGUCCUUAAUCUACACCAAUGUCACUCUUAUGCUCUAUCUCAUGAUCUAUAGUCUGAGAAACAAGGAAGUCAAGGGUGCCCUCAGGAGACUCCUGGGGAGCCACAACCAGAUGAGGCAGCAACCCAAUGCAAGGUGA
This is a messenger RNA of Diceros bicornis minor, 960 nucleotides long. RefSeq names its product olfactory receptor 10Q1-like. The record is from RefSeq and is a predicted model, not a curated record. Lineage: Eukaryota; Metazoa; Chordata; Mammalia; Perissodactyla; Rhinocerotidae. Gene Ontology annotation, molecular function: olfactory receptor activity; G protein-coupled receptor activity. Gene Ontology annotation, biological process: G protein-coupled receptor signaling pathway. Gene Ontology annotation, cellular component: membrane.